AUGAAACUCGCAGUCACAGUAUUGGCAUCAAUCUUGUUUGCUUGCUCGGUCACUACAGCCAAACCAGUCAAUCCCAGUGCAACUACAAGUGCAACUACAAGUGCAACUACAAGUGCUGAAGCUAGCACUUCAACCGUCAUCCCAACUGCAACUGAAAGUGACGAAUCUAAGCAUCGGGUACUUUCUUAUGAAGGAUCUGAAUUUUCAGUUGAUCUUAGUAAACUCUCAAAGGAUGAUGUGAAGUUGAUCAAAGAAUAUCUAGAAAAGGAUCAAAAACGUGAAAAGGCAAAGAAAGCGUGCGACUCGGCCAAAUCUGAAGAGCUCAAUCAAGAAGAAUUGUUAAGACGCCUAAGUGGAAAGAAUUACAAACUGUCACUAAAAUAUUCGAACAGGAAUGAUCCAGUGUAUCAAGAAAAGAAAAGAGAAAUUAAACAGAAGCUUAAUGAAGAGAACGAAAAAUUAUUCAGCCUUCAACAAAAGCGUCUGAAACUCGAUAAAAAUCUUUAUCACGCUGGCUUGUUGCUUCAUAUGGCCAGAAAAGAACUUGCAGAUCUCCUGUUCCAAAAUGGUCCAAGUACAGCAUCACUUUAUUCUCGAAUCAAAUUUCUGAAAUCAAAUCCCAGUUUUGUUGAAGAUAUUUACCAAUCUUUUAUUCUCCGACUAAACAAACAGUCGGGAUCGGAUCCAUCAUCAUCAAGCAAAACGUCUACAGACCAACCCACUCAAACAUCAUCCAGUACACAAAAAUCUUCCAAAUCUUCCAAAUCCCAUUCUUGA
This is a messenger RNA of Batrachochytrium dendrobatidis JAM81, 777 nucleotides long. RefSeq lists its product as uncharacterized. The record is from RefSeq and is a predicted model, not a curated record. The transcript has 2 exons. Bases 1 to 777 code for a protein of 258 amino acids. NCBI's taxonomy places the organism in Eukaryota, Fungi, Chytridiomycota, Chytridiomycetes, Rhizophydiales.